CAUCACCCCCGGCCAGCUCAACUUCCUGUGCUACUGUGACGCGACUCGGAUUUUACAACUCUGACAGUCUCCGUCUAGACUCGAGCCCGAGAAUCCGUUUUUCUUUUGGGUUUUCUUUCCUUUCCCCAUCCAUCGGCUAUAGACUUCUGUACGGCGGAAGAGCUACGAUGGGGCGCCCUCCAGCGUACCUUUUUGUCGUCAGACACGGUUAUCGACUGGAUGCCGCCGACAAACAAUGGCAUCUCACGUCCCCGACACCUUACGACCCGCCUCUGACCUACAGUGGCUGGCAGCAAGCAAAGAGCUUGGGUGCCAGAAUCGCAUCGAUAAUAAAGGAAAGAAGAGUCCAAGACGAUGAGCGUGCCGGAAAUCACAAUACCGAUCCCUCGGUAAAGCGGAAACGCAAAAGAUACGAGGUUGCGCUGCACAGCUCGCCUUUUCUCCGAUGUAUCCAAACCUCGAUCGCCAUCAGCGCGGGCCUUGCCCAGGAUCCAACCCCAUUCGAGUCUCCGAGUCCCACCCCAGCUCCAUCUCCUACUCCGGCUCCCACCACAGACGGCCGACCCAAGCCAAUCGUUAUUCCAGAUAUUCGUCCCGCUGCUAAUAUUCGAAAGUCCGUGCUACGGCUGGAUGCGUUCCUCGGAGAAUGGCUCUCGCCGAGCUACUUCGAGUUCAUCACCCCACCGCCCGAGUCCGUCAUGAUGCUAGCUAGCGCCAAGGCCGACCUCCUCCGUCGCGAAGACUACACUCAUUCCCCAAGCUUUGUUUCGCACACCCAUUCCAGCUCUCAGGGACAACUCUGGAGCCCAAUGGGCAGGGAGAGUUCCGCUUCUCCGUUCAGCAACGGCCAAAGGGAGGAAUUUGGAUCCAUGACAACCCCGACCGCUUCCCCGGCGACCGCUUCAAGCGCCAGUAGUCGGAGGGACCAUCCGGUCCGAGUAGAACGACCUGGCUAUGUCUCGCCCGUUCCCCAUUAUGCUAUCAGCAGCAACAACAACAUCCCAGCAGGAUACGUCUCACAUGCUCGGGAUGCCUGCGUCAUGGUUGACUACCAAUGGCAUUCCACCCGAAGCCUGUUGGAUUGGGGCGACGGCGGGUCCUUCCCGGAAGAGUGGGCAGCCAUGCACAAGCGGUUCCGUGCCGGUGCCCAAAGUCUGGUUGAUUGGUACUCGACGGCGGACAGGCCAACCCGGCCGGUGACCAAAAGUGUGAGGUCCGAACCCAAUGACGAUUCGAACGAUGAGGACGUCGAGGUUGAAUCCAUCGUCAUUAUGGUUUCCCACGGAGCUGGCUGCAAUGCCCUGAUCGGCGCCAUAACCCACCAACCCGUCUUGAUGGAUGUCGGUAUGGCGUCUCUCACGAUGGCAGUCCGCAAGCCGAGCACAGAAAACUCGAGCUCCCUGCAAGGACCCCAGACGACGCUACCCGUCCACGAGCUCUACGAUCUCAAGCUAUUCGCUAAUACCGAGCACCUACGAUCCCCUACAGACACUCCGACCAAUUCAAGGGCUCCUGCCAUGGCAAGCCCCUCGGACGGUAUCCGGGGACGCCACGCCUCAUUUUCCACGUCUGUUAACAGCGUCCCAUGGAAUGACGGGCCCGGUAGGAUUAACACGCCCGCGAGCGCUGGCCUGGGUAGCUUUCGACAGAGCCUGAAGAACGAUUCGUCCGUUCCUCGGCUCUCGUUCGCCGUCAGCACCGGCGGUAUCACAGUUGGAAGUGGUGUGACAUCCUUCGCAGCGACCCGGCCGUCAAAUCUAUCACGCAUCGGGAGCAGCGGGCUGUGGUCACCGAUUGCAGACGAGGAUGAAGAGGAGGAUAGCCCCGUCCUUAACUUUGGGAAUCAUGGAAAGAAAGCGACAACGACGGAGUCUCCAGCAUCCGCUCCCGCUCCCGCGCCGGAACCCAAACCCGCACCAAAUAGUGUUCCUCAGGCGACAAACGGAAACACCCUUUUGGACCGUUCAGCAAGCGGUGGAUCAGGCCUGUCUACUAGCCGUUCGCCGAAACCCGAGCAGGAGCAACUCGGCGCCGGGACCGGCGGACUGUGGGGUACGCCACGGCCGCCUGAUGACGCGGACCGCUUUCGGGACGUCAGCGCCUCCAAACGGCGAUGGACGGUCACUGAGCGACGCUGAGCGGGUUUUAUGUUGGAGACCGAGCUGUCCCUUUGUCGGUCUAAGGAUGGCUUUCUGCGCAACUUGGGGUUGAAUGGACGGAUAAUAGUGUGGAUAAUUUGACUUUGGAGGGAGAUCAUAGGCGUCAAUUUUGUGAAGAUACCAACGGGAUGAUGAGACCA
Messenger RNA from Chaetomium fimeti, 2299 nucleotides. RefSeq lists its product as uncharacterized. The transcript is spliced from 2 exons. The record is from RefSeq and is a predicted model, not a curated record. Bases 168 to 2138 code for a protein of 656 amino acids. NCBI's taxonomy places the organism in Eukaryota, Fungi, Ascomycota, Sordariomycetes, Sordariales, Chaetomiaceae.